AUGUAAGCUUUUUGGAAAUAGGCACAAUAAAGGUGAGAACUUGUUUGUGGCCACAACAUGUUUACUGAAAUAAAAGUUAAAUUAAAUAUAUCUUGACAUCGCUCAAGAAUAAUUUUAUGUAUCCUUGUUUUCCCCAAACAGCGAAGAUUUAUAGUUGAUGAUAUGAAUUAGCAAUCAUUCAAGUUCAAUAAAUAAUUUGAGUGAUAAUGAUUCUAAGCAAGGCAAUUUUAACGGAAACCAUUAACAGAAACGAUGAAUUUAAUUUAAAGCCUCCAUCGUAGUCUUCAUUUGAAUAUUCAUCGAUAACUUAAUUCCUACAUAACUGAUCUAUCUCCUUUUUGUCUUCAGGUUCUUAUUUUGGAUAAGAAAAGAACACCUCUCUGUGGAGGGAUGCUGCUGUCCAACCAGUGGAUUCUUACCGCUGCUCACUGUCUACGCAAGCGAUUGUACGUUCGAGCAGGAGAACAUGAUCUCACAGAGGUGGAAGACACAGAGCAGCAGGAAAGAGUAGCCAUGAUGUUUGAGCACCCCAAUUAUGAUCCGGUGACCGUCGAAAGUGAUAUAGCACUUCUCAAAAUGAGAAUUCCUUUUGAAUUGAGCCCGGAUGUACAACCCAUCUGUCUUCCUCACGAGGAGGAUGAACUCCCAUUCUAUGCCAGGGCGACCAUUGUGGGAUGGGGCACACGUACAAGUGAAUCCGUUUAUGUCGAGAAUGUCCUUCUUGAAACAAAUGUGCCAAUAAUUCCACCUAAAGAAUGUCGGAACGCCUACAAAGAUGUCUUCAUCAGCGAUCACAUGAUUUGCGCUGGCUUCGCCGGUGGGAGGGUUGAUUCUUGCCGAGGGGACAGUGGGGGUCCCCUCAUGCACACGCAGAAAGAUGGCACAUGGGCAGCAUAUGGAGUGACGAGUUUCGGAGAAGGAUGUGGAGAGAAAGGAAAAUUCGGUGUGUAUGCCAAUGUAGUCAGCCAUCUAUCCUGGAUCAAGAGUGUCAUCAAAAAUUACAACUGAUUAAAAAAAAUAUAGCUGAUGGUAAAUUUUUUAACAGUGUACAGUUCUUUGAAGAAAAAUUCAAUGUAGUAUACUUUGAUAUAUUUAUUUAAUUUUAAUUUUGAUUUUUUAUUACGUCACACCGACAAUAUGAUGCAAAAACUUUUCACGUUAAAAAAAUUACUUGAAGCUGAAAUGUAAUAAAUUUGUAAAAUAAAAAAUAACAUUUGUAGAGUCAUUUAGAAUUUUUUAUGUUAGAAUACUGAAAAAAUCCACAAUACACUCAUUGGAAUUCGAACAACAGACCUCCUAAAUUCGCGUGCUUUUAUUCACAGCACGAAGGCAUGCAGAGAGGAUGUAGAAAAUACCUUAUAUACUCCCACUUUUAAAAGGCGAUUGUGGAUUAGGGGACCCUGUCGCCAAAUCCUGGGGGGUCACAAAUUAUCGUUUUCCACUUUUUAGUUCAGGCGUCACUUGUGGAGUCAUUUAGAACUUUUUUAUGUCAUAACACUGAAAAAAAAAUCUUCAAUGCCCUCGCCGGAAUUCGAACUUCGAACUUCUCAAAUACGCGUCGAGGGUGUUUCCAGUUACACCAUGGUGCAAUGCGGAAAGGAAGAAAGAA
Messenger RNA from Stegodyphus dumicola, 1609 nucleotides. Its product is annotated as chymotrypsinogen B-like. NCBI's taxonomy places the organism in Eukaryota, Metazoa, Arthropoda, Arachnida, Araneae, Eresidae. Gene Ontology annotation, molecular function: serine-type endopeptidase activity. Gene Ontology annotation, biological process: proteolysis. The record is from RefSeq and is a predicted model, not a curated record.